This is a messenger RNA of Gregarina niphandrodes, 561 nucleotides long. RefSeq names its product ubiquitin-conjugating enzyme. The coding region runs from base 1 to 561 and encodes 186 amino acids. NCBI's taxonomy places the organism in Eukaryota, Apicomplexa, Conoidasida, Eugregarinorida, Gregarinidae. The transcript has 3 exons. The record is from RefSeq and is a predicted model, not a curated record.
AUGCUACGUACUCAUCGAAAUAAGCAGGCACAACCUGCAUCGGAAAAACCCUCCCGCUGCCUCAUUGACCCCGCAGUAAUCCGACUUCAAUCAGACCUGAAGAACAUCGACUUGCCGGCGCAAUGUAGACUCGAAAUUCCGAACGAAAACGACCUGAAGAGCUUGGUAGCCUACAUAGAGCCUGAUACUGGUUAUUACAAGGGUGGGUGCUUCCGAUUUCAGAUUACAGUGCCGGCCAAUUAUCCCCACGACCCCCCCAAGGUCAGAUGUACCCAAAUGAUAUUCCACCCAAAUAUUGAUAGAAACGGCAGUGUGUGUCUGAACAUCCUUGGCGUGGGUUGGAACCCUAUAUUAUCGGUAUACUCCGUCGUGCUGGGUCUACUAGACCUCUUCUUCCAUCCUCAAACGGAAGACCCCCUAAAUAAAGAGGCAGCUAACCUCCUUGCUGGAGAUGCGUCGGAAUUUAGUCGUGCUGUGUGUCACACAAUGAGAGGCCGUUCAUACGGUACGCCUCAUCAGGAAUACACUGACGUAAUAAACAGUGGUAGUCAACAGCGAUAA